AUGGCAGUGGUUAUCAGCGAUAAAAUUUUAAUUUUGAACAGGCCAACAUUUGUUCGAAUAUGGAAGAAGAAAUCUGUAGAGCAGUUUUCACCAGUUCCAUACCUUGCCACAUUCAUAAACUGUGGCCUUUGGGUACUCUAUGGAAUACCACUUGUACAUCCACACAGCAUCCUAAUCUUGACCAUAGAUGUGACAGGACUUGCUAUUGAGGUUGUGUACUUGGCGCUAUUUUUGUUGUACUCUGAAACGAAAGAAAGGAUGAAAUUUUUCCUCAUUAUUGUUGGUGAGAUAAUUUUCUUGGCUUCACUUGCCGUACUUGUUCUAACCCUUGUCCAAACACACAAAAAAAGAUCUACUAUUGUGGGUAGCAUUUGCAUGGCGGGCAACAUUUUGAUGUAUGCUUCUCCUCUGGUUGUCAUGAAAUUGGUGAUGAGAAGCAAAAGCGUGGAGUUCAUGCCAUUCUUCCUUUCCCUUUUCUCUUUUCUGAAUGCUGUUAGUUGGACCACUUAUGCCCUCAUUCGUCUGGAUGCCUUCAUUCUUGUGAGUAUUCCUCUCCAUUGCUCCUAUGUUAUAUUCCUCCCCAUAGAUCAAUCUAGUACGGAGUUACUUAUAAACUAGGGGUGUUCAUGGUUUGAUGAAAAAAGAUGAUUCGAAUCGUAAAUCGAUAUUUAUUUGAGUUUGAUUUGGUUUUAAAUUUUGAAAAAUCGAUAAUAUUUUUGUUAGGUUUGAUCACGGUUAGAGCGAGGUGGAAGUUGUACCACUCACUGCAUUAAGCACUACUACAAAAUCAUUUUCCCACUUAAAUUUUCCAUUGAAAAAUGUUCAACGGUUAUUCCCAUGGAUAUUGAGUCAGUGGGGAAAGAAUAUAGUAAUAUUUUCACACGAAAAAAUUAGCAAGUUUCCUAGCCUUUCAAUGAGAACCUGUUUCUGACCGUGUGUCUUCCCGCAAGCUGGUCUGAUGAGAAUGAGGUGGGAAAAUCAUGUUUUAUAAAGACAAAUUUCUCAUUGAAUGUCGCAGGGAAAAAUCUUUGUUUCUAGUAGUGAUGUCUACCCCCUUGGGGUGCAGCUCUUCCCGGACCCUGCUAACGAGAGAUGUUUUGUGCACCGGACUGCCCUUUUUAUUUUAUUUAGUUUGGUUUUACGAAAAACAAACAAAAGAAAUAUUGACCCGAACCGACAAAUAU
Molecule: messenger RNA, 1184 nt
Organism: Lycium ferocissimum
Lineage: Eukaryota; Viridiplantae; Streptophyta; Magnoliopsida; Solanales; Solanaceae
Product: bidirectional sugar transporter SWEET4-like
Exons: 3
Coding region: 1-618 (205 amino acids)
Biological process (GO): carbohydrate transport
Cellular component (GO): membrane
Molecular function (GO): sugar transmembrane transporter activity
Source: RefSeq, a predicted model, not a curated record